GCGAGGGGCGCGGCUCGGGCCUGACCCGGGCGGGGGCGGGGGCGGGGCGCCGCCGUGGCGACAGGGCCGCGCCAACGGGUGCCAGGUCAGCAGCGGGCUCGGCGGGUCACCGUGUGGUGCUUCAACAGAGGGCAGGCUCCGUGCCGAGCUGCCAUAGCAGCGUCCGCUCAGCCCUGGCAGCGCUCUGGUCCCCAGGCCCCUAUGAAUUCAUCGGUGACACGUUCUGCUUCACCCCAGAGACCAAGCCCAGCCCUUGAGAACAGCACCGUUCAGAAACAGCGGCAAGAGCUCCAGCUUUUGAUUGCAGAACUGAAAGAUCGUGAUGAGGAACUCAGUGACAUGGUUGCAGUGCAUCAGAGGCAGCUUCUGGCCUGGCAGGAUGAUCGUCAAAAGACACUGACUUUAGCAGAGCGUUGCAACUUCUUACACAGUGAGCUGAAGAAAAGAAAUGAAACUAUACAAUUGCUGACCAAAAGGUUAAAGUUCUUAGAAUCUCAGCAGAAUGACAGUAAGGUAACACUUGAAAAUGCACAACAGAAGUCUGAAGAGCUGUCUCAAAAAGUAAGAGAUGCAACUGUUCACUGUCAGGCUCUGGAGGAGAAAAAUCAAAGUCUCCACUGCUCAGUUUUGGAACUGUCUGCUAAAACAGGCCAGCUGCAAGCGAGGGAACAGGAGCUUCUUACUAUGCUUAAGCUGAAGGAUGAGGUUAUACUUGAAACAACUGAGCACAUUACUGAGUUUACAUCUCAGUUCAGAAUGCUGGGAAGUGCACUGUGUGAAGCAAAGCUGGAAGAAUUCAGUCUCAACAAAGAAAAGCAACAACUCAAACUGAGGCUGGGAGAACUGAUACUUGAAACAAAUAAGCUGAAAGAUGACCUGUGUGAAAAGGAGAAGGAAAAUAAUAAGCAGCAGGCAGAAAUCACUCACCUCAAACAAGAAAACGGCAGCUUGAGGAAUGACCUCGCACUUGCUGUUGAGAAAGCCAAGAGAAAGGAUCAGCUCCUUCAGAUUGCCAAGUCCAAACAAGAGCGGGCUGACGCGGAGCUGUCCAGGUUGCGACAGAUCUAUGUAAAACAGCAGCAUGACUUGCAGUUUCUUCAUAUCAAUUGGGAGAGCUCUCAGGAAUUAAGGCAAAAGCAUGAGAAGGCAGCACAUGAAAGGAGGUGGCUUUGCUGGAUUGACUACAAAUACCCAGUGAAGUUGUCAGAUACCUUUUCUUUCAUGGAAUCAGAAAAUUGGUUGGAAAAGCCCUUGAAGCUGCUGCAGUCCCAGCCCUGCCCUCACCCUGCCCAGCCCAGCACUGAGCCACAGCCCUCAGCACCUCAGCUCCAGGGCUUUGGUAUCCCUCCAGGGCUGGGCACUCCCCCAGCUCCCUGGGCAGCCUGGCACAGGGGCUGACACCCCUCUCAGGGAAAUGGUUCUGCCUCAGCUCCAACCUCAACCUCCCCUGGGGCAACUUGAGGCCGUUUCCUCUUGUCUUAUCAUUCAUUACUGGGUUGAGAAGACUGACCACCACCUCACUGCAGCCUCCUGUCAGGGAGUUGCACAGAGUGAUUGUGUCUCCCUUCAGCAUCCUCUUCUCCAGAUUAAACACCUCCAGCUCCCUCAGCCUCUCCCCAUCAGACUUGUGCUCCAACCGCUUCCUGAGCUCCAGUGACCAUUCCUGGGCACACUCCAGCCCCUCAGUGUCUUCCUUGUAGUGAGGGGCUCAACACUGAACGUGGUAUUUGAGGUGUGGCCUCACCAGGGCCAGUUACUUGGUCAGGAGACACCAUGAGUAUCAGUCACAGAAUAAAGCAGUGUAUCCAGGCUGGAGAGUUCAUGAUGUUUUUCAGAAAUGCAAUAGUCUGGUGCUAGGGCUGUCAAUCUGCCUCACUGCUACUUUUGUUUUAAAGUUAAUGUUGCCUUCAGAUUAGGAGAUUGCUGCCCAGCCUGGAGGUUCAGGCAGAAUCACCACACUGUGUAAAACAUGAGGGAACUCUCAGACUGAUGUUGGAAAGUAACAGCCAAAUCUGGGCAGGCAUCUGUUGGGUUUUGGCAGGAUCUAGCUGCUUGUUGUAUAUGAACUACUGCAGAGCCAUGGCUACAGCCCCUGGUUCCUGUAGAGCUUUAACCUUGAGUACAGUUCUGUAUGCUCUUUAAAUGCAGCAUUCCUGACUGCUUGCUUUAUCAUGCCAUUGUGGCACAGGUGUGGCACUGCCUACCCCUGAGAGUAACAGCAAGACACACAUGGUGAGGACUGAGGGCACUCACUGAGUGUGAAAUUGCACAUGUUCUAAAAAAUAGGGUAAAAACCACCUCUGAGAUGUAAGGAGUAGAUAACAGACUGUUAGUGACUGCAUCAGACUGGGAGGAAAUGAGCUCAGCAUACCCAGACCAGCGUCAGAAGUUGUGAAAGUCUCGGCGGUCCUUAUGGAAGAAGAAGAAAAGCAGGAUGUUGCAUCAAGCUCUGAUGAGCCAGGCACACAGGUAUUUUGUGAAGCAAACACAAGGCCAUUGGGUAACAGGGAACUCUCUGAGAAUGGAGUGGAAAGCGUUGAGUCAUCUGUAGCUGAAUGUGAGCAUUGGCUUCGUGUCACUUCUUGUGUCGAUUUGCAAAGUGCCUUGGUCCAGCACACGGUCACAUCUGACCAAACUGGUGAUGAAGAUAAAACCUGGGAAGACACAACUGGAACUCUGGCCAAAAUAGCAGAGAAUCUCCUGCUGCAGUUCACAACUCUGAAUGUGAUUCCUGUAGCAAUAACUCCAUCAUAAACCAAAGAUGCAUGGUGGAAGCCAGCACCGUGCCUGGGAUGGUUUUCAGACCCAUAAAAGGAGAUGGAAGUAUGUGGCAUGCAAAAGAUUGCAGCUGUCUCAAGACUGCACAAGAGAUGAAAUGUGCCAGCUCAGGAAGGUUAUGUGCUUGUUACAUUUAAGAAAUAGAUAGGUACAAGCUGGAGUUCUGCAGAAACUUGAGUGUACAAGCUCUCAAUAAUUUGUGUUGUCUCAAGUGAUGUUGAAAGUAACUACUCUCUUAAAAUUAGUCUCCCAACUUGAAAAGUAGCACAUUUAAAAUCAGUUAAAGAGCUCUAAGGUAUCAUGAUGCUAUUUUCAUGCAUUUAUUUUCUCUCAUCUCUCAUCCCCAAGAGCUGUGUGGGUAGGAGAAGCUGCAGCACCACACAGCUGCCAAAUAAACUCAUUGAGAAAAAUGCACCUUUGAA
This is a messenger RNA of Colius striatus (speckled mousebird), 3200 nucleotides long. It is a transcript of the gene CCDC62, whose product is annotated as coiled-coil domain containing 62. The transcript is spliced from 10 exons. The coding region runs from base 202 to 1398 and encodes 398 amino acids. Lineage: Eukaryota; Metazoa; Chordata; Aves; Coliiformes; Coliidae. The record is from RefSeq and is a predicted model, not a curated record.